UAGCAGCGUGACUAUACCCCGCGAGGUUAACAUCGCUGGCAGCGAGAAGAAAUCGCGCUAGUAUUUAGUAAACCGUCGUCCCGGUCGGAAGCAUGGUCCGCACAUCAUCGUAACGUGCGAGCGUGUAAGACGGAACACAACGGAAUACAGAAAACACACAGCUGGUGUCUGGGCGUCGUUUUGGUUAUCUGCCCCGUUUUGGUCUAUCCCGAAGGAGUGAACCCCCCAGUGAAUAAAAAGACGGCUUGAGUCCUAUUCGAACUGGUGGCGCGCUACAACUACUUUCACUGCCAGCUCACUCCGCAUCCAACCAACGAACCGCACACAACGGCAGGAUGGGUUUGCUAAGCGAAGGCAGUCCUUUGACGUGGGACGAAACGAAGGCGCUGGCGCAGCACGUCCGCGAGCACGGCAUCGAGCAGUUUAUCAAUCUGUUCGCGCGGCUAAAAGAUCGCCAGGGCGAUGUGCUGAAGUGGGGCGACGAGGUGGAGUACAUCAUCGUUCGCUUCGAUGAUAAGCAGCGCGCGGUGCAGGUAUCGCUGCGUGCGCAAGAAAUACUGGCCCUGCUGAACGAAAAGGAGGCGGCCGAUCCGCAAGGAGUAAAAUCGCUUUGGCGUCCCGAGUAUGGCGCGUACAUGAUCGAGGGAACGCCCGGCAAGCCGUACGGGGGGCUGCUCGCCCAUUUCAACGUCGUCGAAGCGAAUAUGCGCUACCGCCGUAUGGAGGUGGCCGCCCUGCUACCGGAGAACGAGGUAGUCAUGUCGAUUACAAGCUUCCCCCGGUUGGGCUGUCCAGGGUUCACGUUCCCACCGGCCGUCCCAACGCCGGACGAUGAGCUGUGUGCUGCGCGGUCGAACUUUUUCCCCGACGAAGCCAUCUUUCCCGGCCACCCGCGGUUCAAGACGCUCACGCGCAACAUUCGCCAACGGCGGGGAGAGAAGGUGUCGAUCAAUUUGCCCAUCUUCCCGGACCGCGAUACGGUGGUGCCGGUCCCGGGCAGCAUACCGUCCCAUCCGGACUACGUGCACAUGGAUGCGAUGGGGUUCGGUAUGGGAUGUUGCUGUUUGCAGCUUACGUUCCAGGCGUGUAACAUCAGCGAGGCCCGUACGCUGUACGAUCAGCUGACGCCGAUGUGUCCCAUUAUGCUGGCGCUGACCGCGGCCAGCCCGGCGUACCGCGGAUUCCUGACCGAUGUGGAUUGCCGGUGGAACGUAAUUUCGGCCUCGGUCGACUGCCGCACGCGGGAGGAGCGUGGCGAGGUGCCGCUGAAGAACGAUCGGUUCCGCAUUUACAAAUCGCGUUACGAUUCGAUCGAUUCCUACCUAUCACCGGCAGGAGAGAAAUACAACGAUGUGCCUUUGGUGCUGGACGACGCGCUCUACAAGCGGCUGCGCGAGGGUGACAUCGACCAUCUGCUGGCGCAACACAUCGCCCAUCUCUUCAUACGCGACUCGGUGUCGCUGUUCAGCGAGAAGGUCCACCAGAACGAUCGCGAGGACACGGAUCACUUCGAAAACAUUCAGUCCACCAACUGGCAAACGAUGCGGUUCAAGCCACCGCCCCCCAACUCGUCGAUCGGGUGGCGCGUCGAGUUCCGGCCGUGCGAGGCACAGCUGACCGACUUCGAGAACGCAGCCAUCGUGUGCUUCGUGGUGCUGCUGACGCGCGUCAUCCUUUCGUACCAGCUCGAUUUCCUCAUUCCCAUCAGCAAGGUGGACGAAAACAUGCAAAACUCGCAGAAGCGUGGCGCCGUGCUGACCGAGCGCUUUUGGUUCAAGAAAAACAUUACCGCCAUUCCGCCCGGUCCGGCACAGCAGCCGGACGGUGAUGAGACGCAACGGAAAUCGGCCGAACAGCAGCAGCAGCAGCAGCAGCAUAAUGGCACCAGCGAUGAAUCGGCCGGUUCCCGUUCCGGUGCGGACGAGUACGAGCUGAUGACGAUCGAUCAGAUUAUCAACGGCAAAGGGACAUUCCCGGGCUUGGUGCCGCUGAUUAACAGUUAUCUCGGUUCGAUGGAUGUCGAUGCGGACACACACUGCACGAUUCAGCAGUACCUGAAGCUGAUACAGAAACGAGCGUCCGGUGAGCUGAUGACGACUGCGGCCUGGAUACGUCAGCAGGUCGUGUCACAUCCCGAAUACAAAAAUGAUUCCGUCAUCAGCGAGGGCAACUGCUACGAUCUGCUGCGAAAGGCGAAGGACAUCCAGGACGGUGUGCUGGCGUGCCCGGAACUGCUCGGCAACAACAUCAGCUCCAAAACGACGGACAACAUUCCGGCUGCGAUCGAGAAGCAUCUCACCAAGCGCUGUUAGUAGUGGUGCAGUCGUCGCAACGGUUGAUACUUACUUCAAAAGCGGGACGAUUCUGCGCCAGAUUGACCAUGCGUCCGGGCGUGUGAUGCGUUUGUAGUUCUCUGGCGUCAAAUCGAAUGCGGGUACUUCAAUGUUCAACGUUAGAGGGGCACAACGCGACCUAGAAUGGAAUUCCUGACAUCCCGUGCGCAAUUGCAUUUCUUGCCGCGAAACAGAUCGUGGAGCACCCCUUCAAUCGAUCCAUCGCCGGUCGUUUCUUACUGUUCUAUUGAUUCUAUUAAUGGUUUUUUCGAUCGUUCCGAUUGUGCAGUUUCACCAAGCGAAACAAAAGAACGAUCCCUUAAAGGAGACAGUUACUUAGGAGAUAGUGUGUGCCUAUAUGCGUGUGAGAGAGAGAGACGUGAUCGCAUGCGAUCGUUUUGCAGCCGAUAGGUUAUGGUUUUGUUUUGUUAAGUUUUACGUUGCGCAAUGAUAAUUUACGAAUUCUAGCGAGGAACGCACCAUCCUUUUUAACCCUCUGGGUCUGGGUGUAAAUCAUCACGGCACUCCAACCUUUCAUUUCCUUCCUUCAAAUCCAAAGACUCGACUCCCUUCAACCGUGUAUUCGUAUUUCUUCGUUCAUUUUCACAGCGGACGCCGAAAGCGAAAGGGUGCCGAAACAGCCGGCAGUAUGCACAACUCAGACACUCAGAUAAUACACCCAGCGACCUGAACAUGAACGUGAGGUUAGUGGGAGGGCAGUUACAAAGAAAGCAAGGACAGCCGCUCGCAACGUGCACAUCGAUCACCGCACCCCGAGAGCGAAGCCCUGCGGGGUAUGGUUGACUGAUGAAUGUUCCAGGGCAGCACCAGGCAUCAGAAAAGCACGAAGAACAAAUUGUUGUUAUACAGAAAUAUAUAUACAUAGAUUUAUAUUAUUAGAUCUCUAACUGA
Molecule: messenger RNA, 3245 nt
Organism: Anopheles stephensi (Asian malaria mosquito)
Lineage: Eukaryota; Metazoa; Arthropoda; Insecta; Diptera; Culicidae
Gene: Gclc
Product: glutamate--cysteine ligase
Exons: 5
Coding region: 336-2312 (658 amino acids)
Biological process (GO): glutathione biosynthetic process
Cellular component (GO): glutamate-cysteine ligase complex
Molecular function (GO): glutamate-cysteine ligase activity
Source: RefSeq, a predicted model, not a curated record